AACAAAAGGCUCAGAGGAGUUUUAACCGAGGCAGCUGUGAGAGAAGGCAGCAGUCCCACUCAUUCCUUCAACAUGAAUCCUGCUCUGGUAGUGUUGGUGUGGUCACUGCUGGUCACAGUCGCAGCUCAGUCUCACGACCAUCAUGACAUGGGCUGGAUCAACCAAUACCGCCAGGGCUUCAACUUCCAGUGCCCGCAUGGAGAAGUCCUCGUGGCCAUCAGGAGCUACUUCAGCGAGGAGGAAGGCAACGACCGCCUGUGGAGCUUUGAGUGCCAGUCUACACCUGAGGGUCUGGGGGUGCCCACUGACUGCUGGUGGGAUGACAUCAACCGCGCUGGGUUGGAGUGGACUUCAAGUUGUACCCGUAACGGCCUGGUAGCGGGGGUACAAAGCAAGUACUUUGAAUCAGUUCUCGACCGGGAGUGGCAGUUCUACUGCUGCUAUUACAAACGACGCUGUCCUUACUCCUGCAUGUUGACCAGUGAUGUUCCUGAACACUACAGAGAAGAGGCAGAGAUGGUGAUUCCAUUUUACGGCUACUUCAUCCGAGGUGCCCAGACCACCUUCAGUGGGGUCCUGAGAGAUCGGCAAUGGAAGUACACCCUGUGCAGGAUGACAGAAUUUGACUGUGAAUUUGAGAAUUUAUAGAUUGGUAUGCAUGUUUCCUUAAUCAUAAACAGUUACAAAAACAUAUUUACUCGAACCUAUAAGCAAACACAUACCACUGGUAUUACACAGAACUGCUCUAGUUCCUGUUUUUUAGUCAAGCAUGAAAAAUGACUGCUCAUAUCGAAGGUAACUGAGGAUUGAAGAGUUUUUUUCUUUAGUAGCUUUGGCAACACGUGAAAGAGGUUUUUACUAAACAAACUCAAUUACUUGAUGAUGGGAACUAUGCUGGGCUGUACUGCAAGACCUCUUGUUGAUGAUCAUAAAAGAAAUAAAAGUAUUCAGAGA
Messenger RNA from Solea senegalensis (Senegalese sole), 954 nucleotides. It is a transcript of the gene dpt, whose product is annotated as dermatopontin. NCBI's taxonomy places the organism in Eukaryota, Metazoa, Chordata, Actinopteri, Pleuronectiformes, Soleidae. Gene Ontology annotation, cellular component: extracellular matrix. Gene Ontology annotation, molecular function: extracellular matrix structural constituent. The record is from RefSeq and is a predicted model, not a curated record. Bases 73 to 648 code for a protein of 191 amino acids. The transcript is spliced from 4 exons. Gene Ontology annotation, biological process: collagen fibril organization.